Messenger RNA from Egretta garzetta (little egret), 2578 nucleotides. It is a transcript of the gene SCLY, whose product is annotated as selenocysteine lyase. The transcript has 11 exons. NCBI's taxonomy places the organism in Eukaryota, Metazoa, Chordata, Aves, Pelecaniformes, Ardeidae. The record is from RefSeq and is a predicted model, not a curated record. The coding region runs from base 10 to 1194 and encodes 394 amino acids.
UGGCUGGGCAUGGGAGCCCAUGGCAGAGCUGCCAGGUCUUGUCCUGCAGGGAGGAAGGCGAAGGAGCUCAUCAGCAGCGCUCGGGAGAGCCUGGCGAGGAUGGUGGGAGGCCGGCCAGAGGACAUCAUCUUUACCUCAGGGGGCACAGAGGCAAAUAACAUGGUGAUCCACGCCGCCCGCAGGCACUUCCACGAAAGCCAGGCCAGGCCGGGGGACAGCAGGGGGACACCACAUGUCGUGACGUCGAGUGUGGAGCACGACUCCAUCUGCCUGCCGCUGGAGCAGCUGGUGAAGGAGAGCCUGGUGGAAGCCACCUUUGUGCCUGUGUCCCCCCGAAGUGGGCAGGCUGAGGUGGACGAUGUCCUCGCUGCCAUCCGGCCGACCACCUGCUUGGUUUCCAUCAUGUUGGCCAAUAAUGAGACUGGGGUCAUCAUGCCUGUCCCGGAGCUGAGCCAGCGCAUCCAUGCCCUCAAUCAGCGGAGAAGGGCGGAGGGGCUGCCCAGGAUCCUGGUGCACACAGACGCGGCGCAGAUGAUUGGCAAGGGGCGUGUGGAUGUGCAGGAGCUGGGGGUGGACUACCUCACCAUCGUGGGACACAAGUUCUAUGGUCCGCGGAUUGGUGCGCUGUAUGUGCAUGGCCCUGGCACCACCACCCCAUUGCACCCCAUGCUCUUCGGAGGGGGACAGGAGAGGAGUUUCCGGCCAGGCACGGAGAACACCCCAAUGAUUGCUGGCCUUGGCCAGGCUGCAGAGUUAGUGAGCAAGAACUGGGAGGCCUACGAAGCUCAUAUGCGGGAUGUUCGGGAUUACCUGGAGGCCAGGCUGGAGGUGAGCAGACCUGCCUGCAGAAUAUGGGGCCUGGAGCCAGAGUGGAUAUGUAGCCACUUUACGGGCUCCAAGCGACUCUGCAACACCUCUAACUUCUCCAUCCUGGGCCCAGGCCUUCAAGGGCGAAGGGUGCUGUCUUGCUGCAAGAUGCUUCUUGCCAGUGUUGGGGCUGCCUGCCACUCUGAGAAAGGGGAUCGGCCCUCCUCGAUUCUGCUCAGCUGCGGGAUCCCCUAUGACGUGGCACAGAACGCGUUGCGGCUGAGUGUGGGGCGAGACACCACCCGUGCAGACGUGGACCUGGUUGUGCAGGACCUUGUGCAGGCUGUGGCGCAGCUGGACCGGGACCAAGCCUCACAGACCCCGUGAAUCACUCCCCAGCCAUCAUCCAGGUUCUCGGGAUCGGAUCAUGCCCUGCUCGGUCUCUGGGUGCUGGUUGCCUGUGUCAGUUUGGGCCUGGGUUUUGGCAGGAUUAGGUUUGUACCUGAUCCCCAAGUCAAACUGACCCAGCCUGCAGUUUGUGAUCAUGGAUCAGACAUUGGGGAAAUGGCAGCUGGUGGUGGCAGGAGAAGGAAGUGGGAAUCACCUGUUUUCAGCAGCAGCAGGCUCUUAGGCCUGCUUAGCUGUGUAUCAGCUUGCGCUCACAGGGAUCACAGCGUGGCUGCCACAGCUCUGCAGUACAUGCAGCUGGAGCAGAGAAGCUAGUGCAGGCACUGGAGGCAGCAGGGAGCUGUGCUGAGGAGGGGGCUUUGCUGCUUUGGGGCUGGGGCAGCUCAUCAACAGCUUGCUCAGGACUCUGUUGUCCCCAGUGCAUGGUGCAGGCAUUCCAAGAGUCUCGCUGUCAGCUGCUCCUUGCUUGCCAGCAUGUACCCAGCUGGUUGCGUGUGUGUUGGCGUGAUGGAGUCUCAAAGCUCGACUCCCUCCAGAGCGUAACAGGUGUGGAAGCCAUAGGAGGUGGAGCCUCUGGCCCUGGUGGCUUUCCACAAAGGAAGCUUUCCUGUUGUCUUAUCACUCAGAGGAGGAAAGACCAUCUGCUCCAGAGGGAAAUGAGGAGUUGAUAGAAGCACAGCAAAAUUCUGAGCUGGGAACUGCCCUGCCCCUGCCAGGACCCUAAGCUGCCAAAGGGUUUUUUGGCUGGGAAGGUGUGGGGCAUGGCUUUCCCAGCACUGCGUUGCGUUACCCACUCCCCUGCCUCCUGUCCUUCCUACAGCGGGAAGAGUUCCUGUUGCCGACUCCAUGUGCGCCUAAAGGAAACAGAGCCGUCGGGGCAGCCGUAACUGUGCCAGCACCUGAGGAAACAUGUCCUCCCUGCGUGGCCCAGGCGGUCACUCUCAUCACUGACACAGGACAACACAAGCGUCACACGGAUUAGGAGCGUCACUGGCUGACUGAUGUCGGGAAACCUGGUCUCCCUGGGUGUUCAUAGGAAUAAAAGCGAUUGCUGCUGCUGUGGCCUUUUUUCAAAGUAAAAUAUGUUUUCCGUCAGGGAAGCCGGACUGGUUGGGGUCAUCUGAGCAAUGUCUUUAUCCUCAGGAAAUGCUCGUGUCCCAGGACAGAGGCACAGUCCACUGGAGCGGGGAGAUGCCUGCUGGCUGGGCUUGGCAUGAAGCCCAUGGAUGCAGAUUCUUAGAUGCUGGUCCUUCUCUUUACUAGCCAUACAUUAGCACAGCCAGGAAUACUAUUUGGAAUGAUAAAUCCCUAGAUUUUGUAAAUCUAAUUUCUAACUGAAAUGUUAGGACCCAAGCACGCUGAC